AUGAAAAGUGGGAUUUACCUAGCAGCGCUUCUUUACCUGUUCAACUAUUUAGGAGCAGGGCACGGAAAAAAUGCAGAAGAAGACAUAAGUAAAAGCGAAGAGAAUGUAAACUUCUUUUCGCUGGAUUCUAAUUUAAAGAAUCAUAAAAAGUCGAAACAUAAUAGGGUGAAAAGAAGAAACACGAAACAUUCUAACUUUUUAAACCAAAAAUCGUAUGUUAAAGAAACAGAUAACGAAAGUGGGAAAGACGUCGAAGGAUCACGUCCGUCUCAUGAUUCAUCGUUUGUUAACUUAAAUGAUCAUGUCAAUGGAAAAUUUUCAUCAUACGGGGUUCAUGUAAAAGAAAGUACACCACAUAGUACUAUGCAAGGGAACAAGGAAAAGGAAAAAGAAAAUGAGAAAACGUAUGGUGUUGUAAAUUCUUUUGUACAAAGUCAAGAAGGGGAAAAAUCAGACGAUCUGAAGGAACCCCUCAAAUCUAUAGUUGGUAUAAGCGAGAAACUGAAGGAUGAUAGUAUGUAUGACCCAGUGUUUGACAUGGAGAUUGAUUUUGUUAACCUACAUUUUUUUAAUCUAAUUCGGGACCUGAUUCCAAAGGACCUUGAAUACCAUAAAUAUUAUGAGGAAACACUUAAACAGGAAGUUACGGAAAACACAAAUACGUUAAAAGAUUUAAUAUAUUCAUGCAUAUCUCAAAAAGAACAAAUGAUUAUAUUAGAACAUGAGAUUAAUGAUGCGAAGAGGAAUUCUAUAGAAACAGAAACGUUAGAUGAAAAGGAAACAGAAUUCUCAGAAACAUCUAGAGACUAUAAUCUUUAUAUAGAAUCGUAUAAGAGAAAUUUAAAACCCAAAAUAAAUGAUAUAAAAAAUAAGGCCUUUUCAGUUUUGAAGGAUUCCUACUGUAAGGAAAACUGUGGACAAUAUGUGCAAAACUAUAAUACAAUGCGCAAGAAUUUUAUGUCAAGUAAAGAAAAGUAUGAAAUAGAGACGUACAUAUACAUUCCGGAGAACAUUAACUAUUAUACAGUGACAGAUAAAUUGUUAUCAGCAGCUAAAGAACUCAAUGUAGACAUUCAAGAAACUGCUAAUUCGCUGAAAUUGUUAGGAGAAGAAAUCCAUGAAAUUUCCCAUUUGUAUAACAUUAACAAUACUUUAAUUAACGAUGCAACCAAAAAUUUAGAAUCCAUAAAUGAAGAGAAGGAAUCUACUGAAAUAGAUGCAAAAAAAUUUGAAGAUAAUUCCAAACUGCUAGCUAACAACUAUUGCAUUUUUGAAUACAUAAAAGAACUUAACGACCCAAUUAAAGAAAAAUAUGAAAGUAAAAUAAAAAAAUUUAAUGAACUAUUUUCUACCGUUAUAGACACUUUCGGAAAAAGUGCUACUCCGCUGCACAACUCGACAUUUGAUGAAAAUGAGAGCUAUAAAAUUAAAACAGAUUCAGAAAAAAUAAAAAAAGAGGCUGAAGAAGUAUACGAAAGAAAUGAAGAGAUAUACCACGAACUUCUAGGUGAUGAGGUUGAAACAACAGAUGAAAAGAUAUACGAUCUUCAGUAUAUUAUCGACCCAAUGAAAGGAUAUAAAGAUGAAAUAGUAAGCAGUUCGGAGUUCAUUUUUAAUAGGUAUAAAAAUACAUUUGAAAACUUAAAACAAUAUUAUGAAGAGAAAUUAAAUGAGCUAGAAAAUCGAGAAAACGACACAUUAAAAGUAGAUUUGUAUUUGAUGCAAAUAAGAAAUAUUAAAAGAGAGAAAUCCAAAAUAGAUGAAAGCACCAAAACAAUAAAAAAAUUUUACGAACAAAUAUUAGAAUCAAAAGGAAAAAUAUAUGAACUAAAAAUAGAGUUUGAAAAAAGUGUCGAAGAAAUAAAUCGAUUACGGGCUAGGAAAAUUGCGCGUGCUUUAAAUGAAGAAGAAAUCAAAGUUAUAUUAGAAAAGAUGACGAAAAAGGUGCAUUAUUUAAAAGAUCUUCUCUCCUUAAAAGGGAAAUCAAAUUUGUACUUCAACGAAAUGAAUGAAUUGCUCAACACAGCAUCGUAUGACAAUAUGGACGAGUUUAGCGCUAAGAAGGAGAAGGCGGACAAUGAUAUUAAUGCUCUAUAUAAUUCUGUGUACAGGGAUAACAUAAAUGAACUCAUCGGAGCAGUUGAAAAAUUUGUAGCCGAAAAUAAAGAAAACACUCAGGAGAUGCUUGACGAAGCAGUAGAACAGAAGCUACAGAAUGCCAAAGAAACUUUUGCUCAAUUAGAUUUUGUUAGCGAUGUCCAGCUGACAAAUGUGCACACCCAAAUGAGUGAAAAAGUGACUUUUGCUGAAGCGAUCAAAAAAGAAAUUGCGCAAAAACAAUUCGAAAAUGUUCAUAACAAAAUGAAAGAAUUUUCGGAUUCGUUUCCCACAAAAUUUGAUGCGUUGCAAAAGAAAAUGGAGCAAUAUAAUCAGGAGGGAGACGUGAUAGAAAAGCAUAAGAAAAAUAGAUCCGAAAAGGAGCAGGAAUAUUUUGAAAAGGUAAACGUAGAUGAAGAUCUGCCCGGGGAAGAAACAAAUGUGAAAGAAUACACUAAACAUAAGCAAAAUUUUUCCAGACAGAAAGGUGAAAUAUCCGCCGAAAUUACCCACAUGAGGGAAGUCAUAAAUAAAAUUGAGAGCCAGUUAAACUAUUAUGGUGUUAUUAAAAAUUAUUUUUCCCUCAUUGGAGAUCAAAAUGAAGUUUCAAAAGUUAUAGCUUUAAAGGAAUCAAUUAAUAUUGAUAGUUUGAGACACAAAAUAGACCAGUACGAGACAGACUUCAAAGGGAAAACCAGUGCAGUGGAAAAUAUCGAGUCAAAUAUUCAAAGUUUAAAUAGGGCAAUAGAUUCACUUAAAAGUUUAAAUGGUAGCAUAAACAACUGUAAUAAAUAUAAAGAAGAUAUUGCUCUUUUGAGAAGCAAAAUAAAAACUCUACGAGAAGAGGUACAAAAGGAAAUUACCCAAACGGGGGGCGAUCAAGUGGUGGGAGAAAAUACCACUGCGUUACUUUUAAAAAGUUUAAGGGACAAAAUGGGAAAGAUAAACGAAAAAUUGAACGAGGGUAAACUAAGCAGUUUAGACACUAAAAGAGAAGAUCUUCUGAAGUUUUACACAGAAUCGAAGUCGCAAAUUCAUUUGAACAAGGACCAAAACAGGUCACAAGAUUCGUUGAAUAAAAUUGACGAAUGGAAGGAAAUCGAAAAGGAAAUAGACGAACUAAAUGUUAAUUACGAUAUGAUAAGCAAAAAUAAAGUUACGCUAUUUAAAAACAACUCUGUUACUUAUGUAGAGGCAAUGCAUAACCAUAUAAACAACGUUGUUCAAAGCAUAACAAGCAAUAAGAAUGAAAUUUUGAAGUCUGUAAAAGCAAUAGAAGAUAAACUAAACCUCGUUGAACAGAAUGAAGAUUAUAAAGAGGUUAGAAAUACAGAAAAUGAUAAACAAAUAGAAGCCAUAAAGGGAUCCGUCAGCAAAAUCAAGGAACUGAUCAACAAACACGUCGGCGAAAUGACGAACCUGGAGAGCACAUCAAACAAUUUAAAGAUCGAUGCCAAGAAAAAGGAAAACGAACACAAUCUGGAAGAGCUAAAUAAGAUGAAGGGAAAAAUGACGGAUAUUUAUGAAAAUGUAAAAAAGAUAUCGGAAGAACUGAAGGAAGGAACAACAAACGAAUUGAAGGAAGCAAAGGAAAAAGUGAACAAUGUGGAAUUAGAAUUUGAGAAGAACGUUAUUGGGCGCAUUUUAGGACGGGUUACAGUAGAAAAGGAGAAAGCUCGAAAGGGUGUUGAAGAAAUGAAUUCUCUCAAAACUAAAAUUGAAGACUUGAUACAUAAAACAAGUGAUGAAUCACAAAAUAAAUUAGUCACAACGAGUAUUACAAAGCAUUUAGAGGAUGCAAAGAGGUAUGAGGAUCUAAUAAAACUAAAUGAAACAGAAUCAAUUCAGUUGAUGGAAAAAGCGAAAAAACAGAACACAUUCGAUGAAGUGAAAAAACUAGUUCAACAGGUUAACGUGAAUUUGCAAAAUGCUAUACAAGGCAAUGCUGAUAUAAGCGAAGAGCUGAAUAAACUUAAGGGCGUUAACGAUUUGUUGAUAUCAACGAAUUAUAGUAGCAUUUUAGAAUAUAUAAAGAAAAAUUCCAGCGAAUCUGUCCUUUUUAUUCAGCUAGCCAAUGAGAAAUUUACAAAAGCUGAAAGUGAACAGAAAAAUGUGACAGCCAAAUUUGAGGAGGCAAAGAUGCUAAAGGAACAAAUUGUCAAAGAUUUGGACUACAGUGACAUAGAUGAUAAGGUAAACAAAAUUGAGGAAAUCAAAAAAGAAAUUUUAAGGAUGAAAGAUAGUGCACUUACAUUUGGGGAAGAGUUAGAAAAGGAUAAAAAAAUAUGCUCUUCACAUUUGGAAAAUACUAAAGAGGGGAAGAAAAAAAUCGAGUAUUUAAAAAAUAAUGGGGAUGAAGAAAAAGCCAACAUAACGGAUAGCCAAAUGAAGGAGGUAGAUGACUAUGUUGUCAAAGCUGAGCAAGCCUUUAACGAAGUGGUAAAGGAGGUAGACAAAACUAAAGUCUUAUGUGAAUCCAUCGUAGAUUAUGCAACUAAUAUGGAAAGCCUGUUUAACGAAUCUUUAAUGAAAGAAAUGAAAGUGAAGUGUGAAAAAAAAUAUGAUGAGGCGGAGAAAAAAUUCAGCCAAAUUAAAACCAUAGAUGGCAGAAUUAAAGCGCAAGUGAGUGAGAAAGAAAGAAAAAUAGGAGAAUUGAAGGAAAAAUCCAAAAUUGAGAAAAAGGAAUUUACGAAGCUUAACGAUAUUUCCACGAAGUCGUUAUUAGAAAUAGAUAAUUUCAGAAAACAGCUUGAUACCGUUUUAUCAAACAUUGGAAGGGUGAAACAAAAUGCACAUCAAUAUUUUGAUGCGGCUGAUAAAUCAAUGAAGUCUGUUUUGUCUAUACGUAAAUUGGAUGCCGAAAAUUCCCUAGAUAAAGUAAAAGCGGUUAAGGAAAGUUAUGAGAAAAAUUUGGAAACCAUUCAAAAUGAAAUGAGUCGUAUCAAUAUGGAAGAAGAAAGUCUGACCGACAUAGAUAAAAAAAUAACUGACAUAGAAAAUGACUUGCUAAAAAUGAAGAAUAAAUAUGAAGAAGGGUUACUGCAAGGGAUUGAGGAAAAUGCGAAUAAGAGGAAAAGUAAUUUCGAAUUAGUAAGAAGCGAAAUAAACGCCUUGGUGGAUCCAAAGACAUCUAUUUUUAUUAAAUUAAAAUUAAAGGAAUAUGACAUGACCGGCGAUUUAAAAAACUACGGUGUUAAAAUGAAUGGCAUUCAUGAUAAAUUUACCAAAUCAUACAAUUUGAUAAAAAGCCAUUUGUCCAAAGCUACAGAUUAUUCUGUGACAAUUGAUAAGACCCAAAGUUUAAGGGAACAAGCAGAGAAAGAAGAUGAACAUCUUAAAAAAAUAGAGGAGGAAGCGAUAAGACUUCUGAAUGAUAUUAAAAAGGAGGAAUCGUCAAAACUGCUAAAAGAAAUGAUGAAAAAGGUGAGAACCGAAUAUGAAGGUAUGUCAAGUGAGUAUGCGAGCGUUAGUCAGGAUGUACAGUAUAUGAAGACAAUUGUUGAUGAGCUGAAAAUAUUGAAUAAUAUAAGCGAAUGUUCGAGUAAGCUAAACGAUGUAGUAAGUAUAGUUAAAAAGGUUAAGGAGUCGAAACAGGCCGACUAUAUGAGAGACGCGAAAAGCAUGUAUGAAAGUAUGGUAACUCUGGCAAAUUAUUUCUUAAGUGAUGAUGCUAAAAUUUCAUCAGUAAUGGAAUUCAAUGAGGAAAUGAAAUCUAAUUUUAAGACAGGCUUAGAGUCGGAGAUAUUUUCGGUAGUAUCAAAUUCGAAUGAACUUUUAAAAAAAAUUGAACAAGAUUCAAAUAAUGUAAUAAAAAAACAAAGAGAAAGUGAACAGCUAGCUAAUGAUGCUACUGAUUUUUAUAAUGUAAUAAAACUAAAAAAUGAAUUUAACGAAAGGCUGGAAGAAGUCAAGAACAAAGAAAAGGUCGUUCCGGAAAAGAUAAGGGAAGCAUUAAAUAGAUUGAAGCAAGUGGAAGGAAUAAAAUGCCAAUUUGAUAAUAUCCAUACGUUACUAGACAAUACAGAGGAGCUUGAAAAUUUAAACAAAAUGAUUACUAUCUAUCAUUAUAAGAAGAAGGACGCGCCGAAUGAAUCAAAGUUGCAAGAAAUGGAAAACGAUAUGAACAGGUAUAUUAACUCCAUAACACAGUUAGAAGGAAUAGUCUUAUCAGCCAUGGAAUCUAAAGAAGACAUUGCAAAAUUGGAAAGAUCCAAUGAAGAAAUGGGAACUAUUAGUGAAAAAAUAAGCACAAUAGAUUCAAAGGUUAUGGAAAUGAACUCAACUAUUGAUGAAUUGUACAAAUUGGGAAAAAAUUGUCAGUCCCACUGGAUUUCCCUAAUCAGCUAUACUGCGAAUAUGAAAACCUCCAAAAAAUUAAUGAUGAUUAAUAAACAAAAGGAGAACAUGGAAAAGUUUGUAGACUACAUUAAAACUAAGUCCUCCUCCACAGAUGAUUAUGUCGAAACAUUGAAAGGGGUUUACGAUAAUAAGCUUACAUUUAGCAACGCAUCCGAAAAUGUGCAAAAUGCAGAUACUUAUUCCCUGAAUUUCUCAAAACAUCAAAAGGAGUCUUUAAAAGCGAUAACGGAUAUAAAAAAUGAAUUAUAUUCAUUCCAUCAAAACAGUGAUAUUAGCGCUGUAGAAGGUAGCAUCCAAAAUAUUUUCGUACUUUAUGAUAAUCUGAAAAAGGAAAAAGAAGAAAUGGAUGAAGUGUACAAAAAUAUGAGUAAAACUAAGCUGAAGCAAAUAGAACACAGUUCUGAUGUGUUUAAGCCCGUCAUAGAAUUUCACAAACGCAUGAAUGAAGCGAAUAAUAAGUCUUUGCUGGAGACACAAAAGAAACUAAAAAGCAUGGAAGACAAUCUGAACGAUAAGGAGACUGACCUGAUUAAAAAUAGCCUUAAAUACACCCCAGAAAGUGAGCAAAAUAUUAACAACAUAUACGGCGCUAUUGAAGCUGAAGGAAAAACGUUGGAAGAAAUUGAUCGUGAAUAUAGCAAUAAAUACCAAAAUAUGGAAGAGUACAAGGAGCAAUUUUCCAUUUUAAUCGACAGAACGGAUACCCUAAUGAAUGACAUCGAAAAUUUCAAAAAGGAAAACAAUUACAAUUUAAUGGAAACAAAUACAGAAACGAUACAGGGAGUAAGCAAUUAUAUAGAAAAUAUCACCAAUAAGCUAGUAGAAACAAAAACAGAGUAUGAAAAGAUCCUGGAAAAUAUACAACAAAACGAUGAUAUGCUACAAAAUAUUGUUCUCAAAAAAAGAAGUAUUAUCGAACUCUUUGAAAACUUAAUGAAGAAAAAAGAAUCUAUAUUAAAUGAUUUAUAUGAAAAGGAAAGAUUGCACAAAAUAGGGGAAAAAUUAAAUGAGAUUAAGAAUAACGUGACAGAGAUAAUGAAUAUUUAUGAAAUUAAUGAAAAUAUGGAAAUGGUGUCUAAUAAACUUCUAGAGAAAAAAAGCAAAAUUGGGAAUCAUACUUCUAUUUAUGAGUUGGAGAUAGAAGCGAACGAAAUAAACAGUGAUGUUGAACAAAUAAAAGAUGAUGCUAAAAAACUUAAUAUUCUUUUAAGAGAUUCUAUUAAGAAGAGGGGAAAUAUGGAAGAGUUCUUCAAACAAAUGUCUUCAGAUAGAAAUCCCAAUGAAUAUAUAUCUGCAGAAAAGCUCAUGAAUGAAGCAGGUGAAAUAAUUCAAGAAUUACAAGCAAAGCUUCAAGGAAUAGAUCAACUAGUAAAGGAUAGUGAAGAAAUAUUAUCAGAAAUAAAUGAUAAAAAAAGUGCUAUAGAAAAGGAAAAGACAGCUAGGGCUUUGAGAACUAAUGAAAAUAAUAGAAAAGAAGAGGAAGAAAGGGCACAUGGAUUAGAAGAUGAGAAAACUCCAUCUCCCACGGAUCAAACUGAGAUGAGUGGCGCUACCCCUCUAGGGGAUGGCAGUACAAGAAGUGAUGAACAUGAUAUGCAUACAGAGAAUACCCAGGAUAGUACCUAUCAGGAAAAGUCAUAUUCCAUUGAUGAAGUAAGUAUUUUGAAUAAAAAGUUUAAUUUUAAUAAGGUCAAAUAUGCAGGAGCAUUCAUUUUACUGUUUACGAGCGGAGCUAUAGGAGCUAUUAUGUCAAGUAGAAAAGGUGACGAAGAGGAAGCUAAUAAUGGCGAGGAAGACGAUGAGGUGUUUGAAGUUAAUGAGAACAUGAACCCAGAAAACAAAGAAGAAGUCAUUGAUGUUUGUUUUGUUGAUUUUGAUUAUUAA
Molecule: messenger RNA, 8340 nt
Organism: Plasmodium cynomolgi strain B
Lineage: Eukaryota; Apicomplexa; Aconoidasida; Haemosporida; Plasmodiidae
Product: reticulocyte binding protein 1
Exons: 2
Coding region: 1-8340 (2779 amino acids)
Source: RefSeq, a predicted model, not a curated record